This is a messenger RNA of Hyalella azteca, 879 nucleotides long. RefSeq lists its product as uncharacterized. NCBI's taxonomy places the organism in Eukaryota, Metazoa, Arthropoda, Malacostraca, Amphipoda, Hyalellidae. The record is from RefSeq and is a predicted model, not a curated record.
UUUCAUGAGGACCCAGCCAAUAUUGGCCCUGGACCCGUCGGUAUAUUGCAUCAGCACCAGCAACCCACUGUCCCAGGGCCACUGGCCCAUCCAGAUGCCCACUCAGCAGGUUGGAGGAAACCUUGCCCUCGGUAACCGUGGAGAAACCCAAGCUGCUAACAGCGAAGAAAUCCUAAUUGGCAAACGCGAAGAAACCUUAGCUGGCAACCGUGGUGAAAGCCUAGCUGGCAACCGCGAAGAAAACCUAGCUGGCAACCGUGAAGAAAGAUUAGCUGGCAACCACGAUGUCGAUCCAGAUGAAGACCAAAAAAAGAUUCCCGAAGUAAAGAACCGCAAGAAUAAGUAUGCUCCGCCAUCUUUUUUCGAGACCCUGCCCUUAGCGUCCCACCUGAGGCGGGUGGACCACUUCGUGGUUGGGGGCGCCACGCUGGUUCCCCGCCCCCUCCUGGAGGAGGUACUCACCCACUUCACGCUCCCCGUGGUACCUACCACUCGCUCCUUCCCCCGUCCCUCUGACUUUGUCCCCUACGGGACCCCUUUCCCUCCAGAUGGGGAAGAGGGGAAAGAAACUGAACAAACAAAAGAAAAUAAAUAUAAUAAUGGAAAUUUGUACGACGAAUAUAAAAAAUUCAAGUUAAGAGAAGCGGAGAUGAGCGGUGGAAACGAGUUGAUGAAACAAGAAUUCAAUAUCAUGGUGGAGGUGGCAGAUUGGCUGUCGUGGUCCAGCCACCGACUGCUGCGAGGCUGCGUCGUACCAGCCACACCGCGAUCCUGUCUCAUCCGCCAUCUUGAAUCUCAGGACACAUCUAAGGACAAUGAGGACUCAAGGCGCUGCGCCUUGCCAGGAGUUGACCAAGUGCCCUUAGUGGAGCCGGAGAA